Molecule: messenger RNA, 3207 nt
Organism: Penaeus vannamei (Pacific white shrimp)
Lineage: Eukaryota; Metazoa; Arthropoda; Malacostraca; Decapoda; Penaeidae
Source: RefSeq, a predicted model, not a curated record
AUGGAGGCUGCACGUGGCUUUGUUUUGUCGGGAGACAUGCGUGAAGCAAGAGACAAAUACUUUUCUUGGGCUCUACUGUGUUAUUGUGAAGGCCUUUGCCCCGAGUACGAGAGAUUCAAUGGCACCUGCGAAGCUAAGCCAAAGGCCUUCUGCUUCAGUUCUGUUGAAAUUGUGUUUGACGUGGACUCACAACAAUGGAAGGAGGAGCGCAGUUUUGGCUGCCUUGGGCCAGAGGAGGCAGGUCUCAUGCAGUGUAGGGCAUACUUGACAACUCAUCAAAGACCGAAAAACAUUUCUUGCUGUAAUGAUUUCGACAUGUGCAAUGAAGCUUUACGGCCACAAAUCACUGCAAGGAUACCCACAGAAGCUCCAGCUAAGAAAAUUCCUGCACUAUUAAUAACUUUGCCAGUAGCAAUUGUUGCAGUUUUGGCAUUUCUUAUGACGUUUUGGUACAAAUACCGACAGCGAGAAGCAAGUCAAUUGCAGGAGCUGAAGAAAGCCGCACACCAGUGUUCAACCUUCUGUGGGUCACCGAAUGAAACUCUCAGUGAACUCAUUGAGCAGUCAUCUGGCUCUGGGUCUGGCCUCCCUCUUCUGGUUCAACGUACAAUCGCCAAGCAGAUUCACUUAGUCCAGAGUGUUGGCAAAGGUCGGUAUGGUGAGGUGUGGCUUGGCCGUUGGAGAGGCGAAAGGGUAGCUGUCAAGAUCUUCUUUACAACUGAUGAAGCCUCUUGGUUCAGAGAAACUGAAAUUUAUCAGACUGUACUUCUACGACAUGAAAAUAUUUUAGGUUUCAUUGCUGCGGACAUUAAAGGCACAGGCUCUUGGACACAGAUGUUGCUAAUCACAGACUACCAUCCUCUUGGCUCUCUUCACGACUACUUGCAAAUAACAACAUUGAAUUACUACUCCAUGUUACGGCUUAGUCUCUCCACUGCUUGUGGAAUUUCUCAUCUGCAUACAGAGAUCUUUGGCACCAAGGGAAAACCAGCCAUUGCUCACCGUGAUAUAAAGAGUAAAAAUAUCCUUGUUAAAAAGAAUGGAGAAUGCUGUAUCGCUGACUUUGGUCUUGCAGUCAAAUAUGUCAGUGAAAGCAAUGACCUAGACCUAGGCACAAAUCCAAAAGUGGGGACCAGACGAUACAUGGCGCCAGAAGUCCUUAACGAAACCAUAAACUUGAGCUGUUUUGAGUCCUUCAAGAUGGCUGAUAUGUAUUCCUUUGGACUUGUCAUAUGGGAAAUAGUCAGAAGAUGUGCCAGUGAGAGUGGGGAGAAGUUACUCAUGGCCGAUGAAUAUCAGCUGCCUUACUACGACUGUGUGCCACCUGACCCAUCUUUUGAGGAUAUGAAGGAAGCGGUUUGCACAAAAGGAAUUCGGCCAGACAUACCACUCCGGUGGCAGUACAAUGAAAUUCUGAAGACGAUGGGAAAAGUAAUUCAAGAAUGCUGUCAUGCCAAUCCUGCUGCUCGCCUCACUGCUCUGAGAGUGAAGAAGACCCUGUAUAAGCUACAUGUUCCUGAUGGUACUGCUAAGAUUGUAUAGAGGUUUAAAAGAUAGAAGAAACUGAAGGAACCAGCAGGUGACUCUGGCCCAUAUCAAGAGAGGAAGACUAUGGACCUUGGUUGCUUUUCGGAAAGAAGAAGAAAAAUGUAAUUUUUUAAGAUUUGAAUAUUUAGAAUUGCAGAUUUAUGUAUAGUAAUUUUUUAGUAGCUUUUGAGAGACCAAAGGAAGCAUGGUAGUGAGAGUUAUUAAAAAAUAGUGGGUUUGUGAAGAUGUCUCAUUCUGGCUCCACAUGAUUGAAGAAACAAGUGCCUGGAGUGUUGUGUGAAUGCAGUAGAGUGAAUGUGAUGUAGUAUAUCCAUCAAGUAGUGUAUUAUUAGCCUUUAUAUAGUCUUGCUAUAGAGCACCAUGGAACUUGUCACUCAAACCCCCCUUUGGAAGUGAGAGAUAGAUAGGUGGACAUGAAAGGACAGUAUUGCUAGAAUCUUAUACAUACUGCAAGAGUAUCAGCAGUUUUUUAUAAAUCUUUUUUUAUAUGCUUCUGAUCUUCAGGAAAUUAUAAUGAACUUCAUUGUAUCCAUGUCUGCCAAACAGAUGAGAAAUUGCCACCUCUUGUUGGUAUUUGUUUUAUGCACCUGUGUGAUAGUGAAGUAUAUUUUUUCUAUGUUCAACAAAUAUCCAAAUGGCCGAUGUCAUUUUCAUAGCCAUGCUUGCGUUCAUGUAGGUUUUGGGGAAAUUGUGGUUCAAUGUUGUCUUCCUUUACAAUCUGUGAACCAUUCUAGAUUUUAGCUAAUGGCAUAAUUUUUAUUGUACAUAAUCAAAAAAUGCCAUAUAAAUUUAUUGGAAGUCUUAUAUUAUUAGAUCACAUGUCACUGUGCAAUUUUAUUAUUCAUUUGAUAUAUAGUAGCCCAAGAAUAUUCAGUUAAGUUGUACAGUAAAUGUUGAUUAUAAGUACAUGAUCAAAAUUUUUAAAAUCAAAUUUACUAUACAAAUGAAAAACCAGCAAAGGUGUUUGUGUGAGAAAAUGUAUUUGAGAACUUUUUCUACUUUUUGAAUUUACUUAGUUAUUCAUGUAUGUGUACAUUUAUGUGGUGAUCAAUUCAGUUGUCUUUAAAUGGAACCGAGGUUGACAGUAUACGUAAUGCACAUGACUUUUCAGAACAAAUGUUGCAUUUCAUAGUGCACAAGAAUGAAUAUAGGACUUGGAAAUGAUGGUUCAAAAGCAAUACUGUCCCGAAUGUGUUGAAGCUACAAAGUUGAAAGAACAGAAAAUAACGGCAUUUCUCUUUUGGGAAAAGAUGGUUGCCUGAUGUGCUGUACAGCUCUAGAAGAUGAUGUGCCUUUUGAAUGUUAUGUGACACAAAUUAGUUCUUAAGUGAACGUGCCAUUGAUUUGAGUUUCCUCAUAUCUUGCAAUCAGGCAGAUUGAAAAGGUCUUCACUGCCCUCCUCAUUCUUCAUAAUGUAAGGACAAUAUAUUGAGACAAAAGGUGCUGAUUUGUUAAAAAUGUGAUGUGACAAAAUGUGAACGACUUUGGAAACCAAUGCGCUGGAAAGCAAAUUAGCAUCUGCAACGACUGAAAAAUGGGCAGGGCAUCAAGAUCAUCUGUUAAAAGUAAAAAUGAGGAUAUAUUGAGUGAUUCAUAAUGGUAUUCAACUUCAUUAUGUAAAGUGUAUAGAUAUUAAAAUUUUUACAUAUUGUCUAAUAU